CUGCAGGAAUUUAUCAGCCAGGCAUUUUUGUGGCGCGAAUUUCCGAAGAGGUCUUUUUCGAAAUAUUCGUCACAGCUCUUCUGCAAAGAUGGUGGUUGUGACUAGGAGCCUAUGGAUGACCCAGUCCGUGGGAGAGCUGGUGCCGAGACAGCUGACCUCUCCGCCAGCUACGCCGUCUGUCUAAAACUCUUCCCCAGAGAGGCACAGCUGCUGCAGGCUGGGGAUGUGAUGGGGUGACCGUUGACACACACACCCCCCCCCACACACACACCCCCUCUCUCACUUUAUUAGCAGUGUAAUAUAAACAAUGGAUCAGAAUUUCUCAACAGUUCGAGAUGGCAAGCAGCUGCUACCAGAGAGAGACUCCUCCAAACGCGUGCUGACGGGAUGCUUCCUCUCCCUCCUCAUCUUCACCACGCUGCUAGGCAACACGCUCGUGUGUGCUGCUGUCACCAAGUUUCGACACCUGAGGUCGAAGGUCACCAACUUCUUUGUUAUUUCGCUGGCCAUCUCCGACCUUCUGGUGGCUAUCUUGGUAAUGCCGUGGAAGGCAGCGACAGAGAUCGUGGGGUUUUGGCCAUUUGGUGCGUUCUGCAAUGUCUGGGUGGCGUUUGACAUCAUGUGCUCCACUGCCUCCAUCUUGAACCUGUGUGUGAUUAGUGUUGACCGUUACUGGGCCAUCUCAAGCCCAUUCCGCUAUGAACGCAAAAUGACCCCUAAAGUGGCGUGUCUGAUGAUCAGUGUGGCGUGGACCCUGUCCGUCCUCAUCUCCUUCAUUCCUGUUCAGCUCAACUGGCACAAAGCUCAGACCACCAGCUACGCGGAGCUUAAUGGAACAUACCCCAGUGAUCUUCCACCUGACAACUGUGAUUCCAGCCUUAACAGGACCUACGCCAUCUCUUCCUCUCUUAUCAGCUUCUACAUCCCUGUGGCUAUUAUGAUCGUCACCUAUACCCGGAUCUACCGUAUUGCCCAGAAACAGAUACGGAGAAUAUCUGCCCUGGAGCGGGCAGCAGAGAGUGCCAAAAACCGCCACAGCAGCAUGGGGAAUAGUUCGAACAUGGAGAGUGAGAGUUCAUUCAAAAUGUCGUUCAAGCGAGAAACCAAAGUCUUAAAGACACUCUCAGUCAUCAUGGGAGUGUUUGUGUGUUGCUGGUUGCCCUUCUUCAUCCUUAACUGCAUGGUUCCGUUCUGCGAGCCGAACUUGCCCGACGGUGCCACGGACUUCCCCUGUAUCAGCUCCACCACCUUCGAUGUGUUUGUAUGGUUUGGCUGGGCAAACUCCUCGCUCAACCCCAUCAUCUAUGCCUUUAACGCCGACUUCCGCAAGGCCUUCUCCAUCCUCCUGGGUUGCCACCGACUCUGCCCGGGGAGCAACGCCAUCGAAAUCGUCAGUAUUAACAACAACAUGGGCGCCCCUACCUCAAACCCAAACUGUCAGUAUCAGCCCAAGAGUCACAUCCCAAAGGAGGGCAACCAUUCAGCCAGCUAUGUGAUUCCCCACAGCAUCCUGUGUCAGGAGGAGGGGUUACAGAAGAAGGAUCGAUGCGGAGGGGAGAUUGAGGUGGGGAUGGUAAACAACACCCUGGAGAAACUCUCUCCGGCCAUCUCUGGGAAUUUAGACAGCGACACUGAGGUCACCCUGGAAAAGAUCAAUCCCAUAACACAGAAUGGACAACAUAAAGCCGUGUCAUGUUGAGAAAAGGCAAAGAUAGAUCAGAGUACACUGAGGCAUGUAUGUACGCACAAAGGGAAGAAAAAGCUUACACAGAAGGACAGCAAAAAGAAACAAUCGAGACAGACAUCUAUAAGAACAUGCCUGACAGGGAACCAGUGAGUGGGAUAUACAGAACCUUAAGACUGUCAACAAAAAUCCACAUGGAAAAACCUACAGAAUGUUUUAAAGUAAAGGCACUUUAUCCUGGAUAUAACUAUCUGCAAAAUACGCUCAGCAUUUAUUGAUGAAAUUGACACAUUUGAUGAUAAAUGUUGAUAAUGUGAAUAUUAAAGCAGAACACUAGCUAUGUGCACAUGUAUACAUUUUUGAAAAUAUUCAAAAAGAUGUAUACAUAUGCAUGUGUAUACUGUACAGUACUGACACUAUCCUGGGAGGACUUAAACACAGUAUAUACAGGGGAGCAAGAUGUAGUAAUUAUUAGCAAAAUGUCUUGUAGGUAGGUGCUUUAUAUGUGUUUUAAGGAAGAGAGAACAAUGUGGGUAAAUUGGUUUUGGUACAUUAUAAUUAGUUGUUUAUUGCAGUUAUUUCUCUUCAGUACAUUUCUAAGGAUGAAACACCUGUAUUGUGGUGGAAU
Molecule: messenger RNA, 2312 nt
Organism: Xiphias gladius (swordfish)
Lineage: Eukaryota; Metazoa; Chordata; Actinopteri; Istiophoriformes; Xiphiidae
Gene: drd1b
Product: dopamine receptor D1b
Exons: 1
Coding region: 308-1699 (463 amino acids)
Biological process (GO): adenylate cyclase-activating adrenergic receptor signaling pathway; G protein-coupled dopamine receptor signaling pathway; vasodilation
Cellular component (GO): plasma membrane
Molecular function (GO): G protein-coupled receptor activity; dopamine neurotransmitter receptor activity, coupled via Gs
Source: RefSeq, a predicted model, not a curated record